AUGAGGUUCUUUGCUUUCUUCUUAGGUGUCGCCUUUGCGCAAACCCAACAUCCGGGAUGUCCCAUCGGUCAGUACGUCUUCGAAAAUGUGUAAGGAUUCGGAUUCACUUUUUAUUUAUUGAAAGGUUGCUUCAAAGAUGAAGGGUUAGAAAGUUAAAAGUCCCGAGAAAAAUCUAGCAUAACUAAAAUUCUGAUCCCAAAAAAAAUCUUUUCCUUUUUAGACUUUCUGCUGUUAAAUCUGCACUUAAGCCUCUUCUAAAAUGUAUCUCGAUAGCUUAAAACAUAAAUACCAACUCAUAACCAUAAGAAAUUCAAUAUUUUUCAAAAAACCUCUUCACAGGGGAAGUCAUUUUACUUUGGGGCUGGGAAUUUCCUGAAAAUUGGCCAGAACACUUCUUGAUGUACCUGAACACGAUUUUGAAAAUCUCAACCUGCAGAACUUCCUCGUUUUCGAAAAAAGACGCUCCAAAUUCGAAAGAAACCCUCAAAAUCCAAAGCCUUGACAUAGCCUAUUAUAUGGAUUUUGAGAGUUUCCUUUGACUUUGAAGCGUCUUUUCUCAAAAACCAGGAAGUUUUACAGGUUGAGGCUUUCAGAACCUUUUUCUGGUACAUCAAGGAUCGUUCCGGCCAAUUUUCAGGUAAUUCCCGACCACAAAGUAAAAUUACCUCCAUUGUCUGAUGCUUUUAGUUGACUUUUUCUUGUUCCACGAUUCCCCAUAUCACUUAUCAGAAACCGAAAGAACUGAUUUAAACAAAAAAAAAAUUUCUCAUCAACCGAAAAAAAGUCAUUCAGAUGCUACGUAUUCGUUCGUGAACCAUCUGAUUUCGAUGAAGCUGUUACAAAAUGCGGCACGGAUGGAAGGGCACUCGUCACCAUAACCAACGCCUUUCAGAGCAACUUUUUAAUGUGUAAGAUUUGAAAUGUCCGGAGUGGGAAUCAAUCAUUCGUACACCCAAACUUUCAAAACAAACAAGGAAGGUCAUUUUACUUUGUGAGUGGGAAGUUCCUGAAAAUUGGUCAGAGCGCUUCUCGAUGUACCGGAUGGAGAUUCUGAAAGUCUCAAACUGCACAGCUGCCUAUUUUUUGAGUAAGGACGGCUCAAAGUCGAGAAAGACCCUCAAAAUCCGUUAGAAUAGGCUGUCUGAGCCCCCGUUUCUCAAUAACCGGGAAGUUGUGCAGAUUAUGGCUUUCAGGAUCUUCAUUAGGUACACCUAGGAAAGUUCUGGCCGAAUUUCAAGGAAUUCCCAACCGCCAGUGGAAUGACCUCCUUUGUGAGGUGAAAAAAAAACUCGAUUUUUUUGUUGAUUCGACUCAAAAAGUUCAAAUGGAACAGAAAAUUGCAGCCGUGGCCGAGGUCGAGUUUUCCGAAACGAACGAUCGUUAUUGGAUUGGCCUCCGCCGAACCACAGAUGGUUUCGAAUGGAUUGAUGGUAACGCUAAGCCAACCUACACAAAUUGGCAGAUGGGUAAACAUUUAUCUGCGAAACCUUGCGACCGCAUUUGGAAUGGCUUAAGGUGCUGUGUUCGUUUGAAUUCGAUCAGUUUUCAAAUUUCAGUUUUCUGUGUAAAUUCCACAUGAAUUAGCUCUUCAGUGAAAAAAAAUUGUCCAUUCAUUUCCGUAUCUUUCAAAAAUUAAAAAUACAAGAUUUCAGGGUGUUUUUCUGAACAGUUUGAGCUCAAAAAGAAGUAUAAAAACUUUUUUUAAUUCUCAAAAAGUCUUUCAAAAUCGAUAACAGUAGUGUCUUCCCCCUCUAAAAAUUUCCAAACGCAUUCUUUAGUAGUAGAGGAAGGGGGCACCACUAAUAUCGGUGAUAGUUAUUGUGUGAUUUCAGGAAAUAUUUGUUUACAAAAUGAACAAACUUUCAGUCUUUUUCUUUACCUGGGUGCCCCCCCCAAAGUGUACAUUUUGAGCUGCAUUUUUUUUUCUACCCGCAAAAUUUGUAUUCUGGUCGCUUGAAGCACCGUUGAGCCAUUCCACGUGCGUCCAGUGCAUGAAAAAGUGAAAAAAUGCCAUUUUUCAGGCCAACCGGAUGAUUUUGGCAAUUGCACCUCUGUGCAGGGCGGUACCGGCCGGUGGCACUCCGAAGAUUGUUCCCAUUCUUAUUCCUACAUUUGCUCUGGUGACACUCCUACGACUAGAGCUUCAAGAGCAUCGACAAAUGCCCCUACUUCGACGAGAAAAGAGUUAGUUCUAGGGGGGUGUCAAUGUGGGAGCGGUGACUAGAGGAAGUUUAAUGUCAGUCAAGUCCUAAGAAGCUUCUGCUUUCGGUUCCUUAGAAGUUUUACAGCAGAUCGUCAAAAACCUUACCCCAGCCUUGCAGAAGCCUGCUGGAAGGCUGCUAGCAGGCCGCCCGCAGUUUUCGAUUUUUCUCUUUCCAAGAACCCUCUCAAGACCUUCUAGCUUAUUUUUUUUCUUCCCAACACCUUCCCCGGUUUUUUAAGUCCUCGCAGCGCGACUUUUACAACAAAUAAAAGACUUUCAAGUCAGAAAAUCCAAAUAAUAACCAAAAAUCUUUCAUUAUUUCAGUCCGACAGUAUCUCACGUUGACCCAGGACCAUGCAGAGCGAACUGGACCCACUUCCAGAAUGACUGUUACUUCGUAAGGCCUUCAAAAAGUCAAAAAAAUAAAGUUUUUUGCAGUUAGUACGCUCGGAAGUUAUAUGGAACGACGCUCAGGCCUACUGUAGGUCGUAUAAUUCCAACUUGACAUCGAUUCUCAAUGAAGAUGAGAACGAAUUCAUCGUUGGUCAGUUUUUUUUGCUCAAUCAAGAUCAAACUAGAGGGGGAGGGGGUAAAAAAAUUUUUUUCAAUAAGUAACUUUUUCAUCGAAAAAAAGUGACCAUAUGACUAUAUAAAAAAAUGAGGUUACAAAAUUCAUAAAAAAAGCUUUGACGGCUCAGAAAAUUUCUGUAAAUUUCCGUUUUGGCGCUAAUUUUUUGACAGAUAGUGGCCACUAUAGGGUUUCGAAGGUUUAGUGGCCGCUAUAGUAGUCAAAUUAGUGGCCACUUAAGGGAAUAAAAUUAGUGGCAACUAUAGAGGUCUAAGUGCUACUACUAGACCACUUAGUGGCCACUUUAGGGGUCAAUGGAUCAACAUAACUGGUCCAAUCUGUUUGUUUUAAAAUUAUCAGAGUUACCGGAAGGAAUACUGGAUGAAAAACUACUGAAGUGGACACUAAAACGGAACAUAGUGGCCACUAUAGAGGUGGGUUUAGUGGCCACUUCAGUGUCCUCUUCAAGUAGUCCUUGGCGAGCCUCUUCAGUGGCCACUAAAAAAUUUCCCAGGAAAAAGCCAAAAAACGCCAAUUUUUCAUAAAAAAUUAUUCAAAAUUUCAGCACUCGCCAGUCAAGGCCAACUCGACCAGAACUGGAAUGAUCAGGGAAGUUGAGCUAAUUUGGGAAUUUUUCAAUAAACUGAAAGUUUUGAAUUUAGAAACAGGUAUUGAACUUUCUUAAAAAGCCUUUUUUUCGGAAAAAAAAAACUAAAAAUUAAAGACCCUCCCUCAAAUCAAAUAGCAGCUUAAUAGAAGGGGAAAAUGAUGUAUUUUCAGACUUGGAUUGGUCUGAAGGGUGGUCAGAAGGAGAACCUUUACUGGGCGGAUGGAAACUUAGUCCAAUUCACCUCUUUUUUUCCCAGAAAGGUGGACGGCCAUGCGGUUCUGAUUGUCGUUAUUUUGUGAGUUUUUACCGAAUUUUGAAGUGUUUAUGCAAUUUUACAGCUUGACAGAGCUUAAAAAAUGUAAAUCCGAAAAUGCGGGGAAAAAAAAUCAAUAUGAACUCCUUUUUUCUCACAUCUUCAACAAGAAUGACCUGUUUAUAGCCGACAGCUUUUCACUAUUUUUGAGCCCUUCCCUUCGAUGCGCGCAGCCUGUUUCUGUGCAUGCGCCUUUAAAUUAAGUGAUUUCAUAGGCAAGGUCGUGAGGAACCUUUAAGGGCCCCUUGAGCAUCCGUUUUGGGUCAAAAGGUCUCCAUUAAUAGUUCCUAAACGGGUGGCAACAUUUUCCUUUUUACUGCCUUUUUCCCUCCUUUCAUCGGCCUUUAUCCACCCUUUUUGGACUUUAGAGAAUAAUUUUCAAAAUUGAAAUAAUUUUUACAAGUGACUGUGUAUGAACCAAAAUGUGCUACAGUAAUAAAAUCGGAAAUAAUCAAUGGCCAAGUCUUUCUUAACGCUUUCUGAGGCUUUUUAGCCCACCAAGGAAGAAAGGCUCAAUAAAGGCCGCAAAACGGAAUCCUUUCAGCGGCCAUUUUGCACCUGUUUCCGAUUUUGGCAGUGUUUCAAAGGCGCCUGCACAGAGAAAAACCGCUCCUUUUUAAAAAAUGGUAGCACAAUGAAAAUUCCUGAAAAGGUCCCUUGAAAACUCAUUUCAAGGGCAUGCUGGAAAAGUCGGUCGGUCAGUUUGGAAAACUAGGCCACGCCGCAAUUUUGCUCCUUGGAACACUUAGAAUUUCGACUCGGACAUUGGCAACGCGAAACGGACGUGCUCCGGACGUUUCUGGGCGAUUCAAGGGAUCACUUAAGAGGGGUUAAGGCUACUAAAGUGGUCACUAGAAAUGCCCCGACACGUCCGAUUCGCGUCCCGUUCGCGUUACCAAGGUCCGAGCCCUUUUUCUAUAUUUUUCCUUCGUUUUUAUCAGUUUUCUAGGAUAUGCGACACAUGCUCCUCACUUCAAACUAAACUGUUCCUUAUUUAUCAUUUUUUUUUUUCUCUGGGUAAUAUUUUACCUUUUGUUGGAGGUAAUUUUGUUUCUUGCCUUUUUUUUCUGUAUCAUAGGUGCCUGCACAGAGAAAAACCGCUUGUUUCGAAAAAAGAUGAUAGCUCAAUGAAAAUUCCUGAAAAGGUCCCUUGAAAGCUCAUCCCAAGGGCAUGCUGGAAAAGUCGGUCGGCCAGUUUGGAAAACCAGGCCACGCCGCAUUAUUGCUCCUCUCUUGGAACACUUAGAAUUUCAAACUUUUUUUUUCUUCUCUGAAUUUUUCUUCCUUUUUUCAAUUUUACUACGAAGGUCUUCGCUUAUUUUCAUUCAAUUGUAUCGUUUUCGCGAGCAAAAUACGAUCGAUACUACAUUCAAAACUUGAAACUGAUUCAAUUUUUGAAAAUUCUUAUUUAUUUUCUUGGAUCCAAAAUACUUCAUCUAACCAAAUGAGCGAGAUUAAGAAUCAUAAGUAAUCGGAAAAUGUCAUAAUGUGUAAAAUGCACACAAAAAAGGCAAGAAACAAAAUUACCUCCAACAAAAGGUAAAAAAUUACAUAGGGAAAAAAAAAAGAUAAAUAAGGAACAGUUUAGUUUGAAGUGAGGAGCAUGUGUCCAAUAUCUUAGAAAACUGAUAAAAAGGAAGGAAAAAUAUAGAAAAAGGGCUCGGACCUUGGUAACGCGAACGGGACGCGAAUCGGACGUGUCGGGGCAUUUCUAGUGACCACUUUAGUGGCCUUAACGCUCUUAAGUGAUCCCUUGAAUCGCCCAGAAACGUCCGGAGCACGUCCGUUUCGCGUUACCAAUGUCCGAGUCUAAAAUUCGAUUUUCCAUGGAGCAAAAUUUCGACGUGGUCUGGUUUUCCAAACCGACCGACCGACUUUUCCAGCAUGCCCAUUUCAAGCACUUUCUAACAUGUAAAAGUUUAUUUUUUGAGCUUACAAGAUUUUCUUCUUGCUGUUCAAUAUGAAAAUAACCAACCUUCUCUUCAGAUCGUGCCAGACGGCGUACAAGGCGACGAUUUGGCCAAUUGGUUCUACACAGACCCGACGGACGUGCAAAGCUCGUACAUUUGUAAAAAAAGCCCGCUUAUUUGA
This is a messenger RNA of Caenorhabditis auriculariae, 5785 nucleotides long. NCBI's taxonomy places the organism in Eukaryota, Metazoa, Nematoda, Chromadorea, Rhabditida, Rhabditidae. The record is from the annotation of a GenBank genome assembly.